Messenger RNA from Heteronotia binoei (common prickly gecko), 3533 nucleotides. RefSeq names its product neurofilament medium chain (gene NEFM). Gene Ontology annotation, molecular function: structural constituent of cytoskeleton. Bases 64 to 2955 code for a protein of 963 amino acids. Lineage: Eukaryota; Metazoa; Chordata; Lepidosauria; Squamata; Gekkonidae. The transcript has 3 exons. Gene Ontology annotation, biological process: neurofilament bundle assembly. The record is from RefSeq and is a predicted model, not a curated record. Gene Ontology annotation, cellular component: axon; postsynaptic intermediate filament cytoskeleton; intermediate filament.
UUCUGCAGAGUCCCCGCUGCCGGGAAAUCCGCGCAAAGCGCCCCUCCUUCCAAGUCUUCCAGGAUGAGCUACACGCUGGAGCCCCUGAGCAACCCGUCGUACCGGCGGGUGGCCGAGAGCCGGACGGCGUUCAGCCGGGCCAGCGUGUCGCCGUCGAGCGGCUUCAGGUCGCAGUCAUGGUCGCGGGGCUCGCCCAGCACCGUCUCGUCUUCCUACAAGCGCAACCUGGGCGCGCCGCGGGCUUCGUACGGCUCGACUGUGCUGAGCUCCUCGGAGAGCCUGGAGCUGAGCCAGUCGUCGCUCUUCAACGGCGGCGGGGGCGGCGGCGGCGGCGACUUCAAGCUGAGCCGGGCCAACGAGAAGGAGCAGCUGCAGGGCCUCAACGACCGCUUCGCCGGCUACAUAGAGAAGGUGCACUCGCUGGAGCAGCAGAACAAGGAGCUGGAGGGCGAGAUCGGCGCGCUGCGGCAGAAGCAGGCGGGCCGCUCGCUGCUGGGCGACGCCUUCGAGCAGGAGCUGCGGGAGCUGCGCUGCGCCCUCGAGCAGGUCAACCACGAGAAGGCGGCGCUGCAGCUCGACUCCGAGCACCUCGAGGAGGACAUCCAGCGCCUCAAGGAGCGCUUCGAGGAUGAGGCGCGCCUCCGCGACGACACCGAGGCCAUCAUCCGCGCCCUGCGCAAGGACAUCGAGGAGGCGUCGCUGGUCAAGGUCGAGCUGGACAAGAAGGUGCAGUCCCUGCAGGACGAGGUGGCCUUCCUGCGCGGCAACCACGAGGAGGAAGUGGCCGAGCUGCUGGCCCAGAUCCAGGCCUCUCACGUCACCGUCGAGCGCAAGGACUACGUGAAGACCGACCUGACGGCCGCCCUCAAGGAGAUCCGCUCCCAGCUCGAGUGCCACUCCGACCAGAACAUGGUCCAGGCCGAGGAGUGGUUCAAGUGCCGCUACGCCAAGCUCACCGAGGCCGCCGAGGUCAACAAGGAGGCCAUCCGCUCGGCCAAGGAGGAGAUCGCCGAGUACCGCCGCCAGCUCCAGGCCAAGAGCAUCGAGCUGGAAUCCGUCCGCGGCACCAAGGAGUCCCUCGACCGCCAGCUCACCGACAUCGAGGAGCGCCACAACCAAGACCUCUCCACCUACCAGGAGACGAUUCAGCAGUUGGAAAAUGAACUGAGAGGUACAAAAUGGGAAAUGGCACGUCAUUUGAGGGAAUACCAGGACCUCCUCAAUGUCAAGAUGGCCCUUGAUAUUGAGAUUGCCGCAUACAGGAAACUUCUUGAGGGUGAAGAGACAAGAUUCAGUGCCUUCUCUGGAAGCAUCACUGGGCCAGUGUUUACACACAGGCAACCCUCGGUAACAAUAUCAAGUAGCAAAAUACAGAAAUCAAAAGUUGAAGCUCCAAAACUAAAGGUCCAGCACAAGUUUGUAGAAGAAAUAAUUGAGGAGACAAAAGUAGAGGAUGAGAAAUCUGAACUAGAUGAAGCCUUGGCAGCUAUGGCUGAAGAACUGGCUGCCAGAGCACCACAAGAAGAGAAGGAAGAAGAGGCAGAGGAGGAAGAAGCUGUGGAAGAAGAAAUAGUAGCUGAGGCUAAAGCGGAAGUUGAAGCAGCCGCCCCAGAAGCAGAGGAAGAAGAAGGAGAAGAAGAGGGUGGUGAGGAAGAGGAAGAUGCAAAAUCUGAUGAAGCAGAAGAAGGAGGAUCUGAAAAAGAAGAGGAAAAGAGUGAAAAGGAUGAGGGUGAGGGAGAAGGAGAAGAGGAGGCAGGUGAGGGAGAAGCAGAGGAAGCUGAAGAAGAGGCCAAGGAAGAACAGGACUCAGAGGAGAAGGCUGAAGAUGAAACUGAAGGAGCAGUGGAGGAAGUCAUUGCACCAGAGAAGGUAGAAAAGGUGAAAACGUCUCCACCAAAAUCACCUGCAGCAGAAGAGGCAGAGGAGAAGAAAGAAGCUGAAGGAGAAAGUGAAGAUCAGAAGGAGGAUGAGCAGGAAGCUGGGGAGGAGGAAGCCGAAGAAGAAGACAAGUCAGGGUCUCCAGCAAAGGCAGGUUCACCUGAGAAAGGAGAUUCCCCAGAAAAAGCUGGAACCCCAGAGAAGGGUUCUCCAGAGAAAGCUGGCACUCCAGAAAAGGGUUCUCCAGAGAAAGCUGGUACUCCAGAUAAAAGUUCUCCAGAGAAGGCUGGCACUCCAGAGAAGGGGUCUCCAGAGAAGGCUGGCACUCCAGAGAAAGCAGGUACACCAGAGAAGUCUGGCACUCCAGAGAAAGGGUCUCCAGAAAAGGCUGGCACUCCAGAGAAAGCUGGGACCCCAGAAAAGGGAUCUCCAGAAAAGUCUGGCACUCCAGAGAAAGCAGGUACACCAGAAAAAGGAUCUCCAGAAAAGGCAGGGACUCCAGAGAAAGCAGGUACACCAGAUAAAGCAGCAUCCCCAGAAAAGGCAGGGACUCCAGAUAAAGCAGGUACACCAGAUAAAGCAGCAUCCCCAGAAAAAGCAGGGUCCCCAGUGAAAGAAGUAGAAGAGGUUAUCCCAGCUUCCAAGGCAGCAAAAGUUGGUACCGAGAAAGAAUCCAAAGAAGAAAAGAAAGAGAAAAGUGAGAAGGCAUCAAAAGAAUCUACAAAAGAAGACAUAGCUGUAAAUGGAGAAGUGGAUGAGAAAGAAGAGGAGGAAGGCUCCAAGGCCAAGCAAGUGGAGGAGGAAGACAAAGGUGUUGUCACCAAUGGCCUAGAUGUUAGCCCAUCUGAAGAGGAGAAGAAGGGGAAGAGUGAAGAGAAAGUCGUGGUAACCAAAAAAGUAGAAAAAAUCACUAGUGAAGGGGAUGAUGGGACAACCACAUACAUCACGAAGUCAGUGACUGUCACCCAGAAGGUGGAAGAACAUGAGGAAACAGUUGCUGAGAAACUGGUAUCCACCAAGAAGGUAGAGAAGGUCACUUCACAUGCUGUAGUGAAAGAAGUUAAAGAGAGUGACUAGGAUAAUCAAUUUUUUUCUUCAAAAGAGCUUGGGUCGGUGCAAAAGGUUAAGCCAUAUGACAGCUGCAAAAUGCAUGAAAGUGACAGCUUCAAAGCAGAAAGGGUUCUCUCAUGAAAUCUCCAGAAACACUCUAUUUUAUUUUUGAUUUAUUUUUGUGCAAUACCCAGGGUUUUGGGGGGGAGGAAUGCAUGCAAGCCCAAGAUGCACUCCCUCUGCAGAACUUGGGGAAUUAAAAAAAAUGCAUGAGCUGUUAUCCUUACAGAGGAAGUUGCUGAAUUUCCUAAGCUGCUGAUGGGACGUUUCUGAGGAAUGUCUUAAGAUGUAUUAUGCAAAGAUCCAACUGAGCCAAAUACAAACAAACAAUAAUAAGGGAAUGAAUGAAACAACAACAACAACAACCCAGAAUUCUCCUAGCCUUAAGCUACUUAAUAAUUAUGUUUACCUCACUGGUGCAAUUCAGAUGGACCUUUUUGUUCAUGGGAGAACCUACCUUGACAUGCACAGUAUGCAACCUUUUGUUGUUCGAUGUAAAGCAGUCACAGCAGUUCGUGCUCAAUAAAGGUCAUAUUGGAAAUGUG